This is a messenger RNA of Hypanus sabinus (Atlantic stingray), 174 nucleotides long. Its product is annotated as keratin-associated protein 10-8. The coding region runs from base 1 to 174 and encodes 57 amino acids. The record is from RefSeq and is a predicted model, not a curated record. The transcript is spliced from 4 exons. Lineage: Eukaryota; Metazoa; Chordata; Chondrichthyes; Myliobatiformes; Dasyatidae.
AUGCCACCAUCUUCCAUACACACUGAGUAUUGCUGUAGUGUUGUGUUGUGUUGUGUUGUGUUGUGUUGUGUUGUGUUGUGUUGUGCAGUGUUGUGCUGUGUUGUGUUGUGUUGUGCUGUUGUGUUGUGCUGUGUUGUGUUGUAUUGUGUAGUGUUGUGCUGUGUUGUGUUUUGA